This is a messenger RNA of Microthlaspi erraticum, 1380 nucleotides long. NCBI's taxonomy places the organism in Eukaryota, Viridiplantae, Streptophyta, Magnoliopsida, Brassicales, Brassicaceae. The record is from the annotation of a GenBank genome assembly.
AUGAUCCUCUCUUCUACUUGGAAAUCCCUUUGGGUUUUCAACUUUAUCCGAGGAAUUUCUUGUGAUCUGUUGGAGAAUUCGUCGAUGGGUUCGGGAAAUCAUGUGGUAGUCGAUGUUAGCUCAGACGAGGAGGAGGAGGUUGAUUCAAGGGUAGACAUCGAGUACUAUAAUUGGCUAAACGAUGUUAUGGAAGCUGGCGAUGAAAAAUCUGACAGUACCGAUGAAGUCGAGGUGCUUUCUGAGGUGAAAGGUGGCAUUGAUUCUAAGUACCGGAAGCCAAAUUCGUCGAUUCGAACUGUGAAGGACGAAGACGACGAUGACGAUGACGACUGUGUCAUUUUGGACGGUGAUCCCGACAAGACGACGAAUACUGCUGCAGCUGAAGAUGAUGAUAAAUUAGCAAAGGAUGAUGAUGACGAUGACGAUGAUGACGUGCUUGUAGUUGGGCAAAAGGGUGAGAUAGCAUGUAGAGAUUUCCCUCAUCCCCGACACUCGUGUGCUAAGUACUCAUUUAAGUCAAUAUCACAUGAGAAAUACUGUGACAUGUGUCACUGCUAUGUGUGCGACAUCCCAGCUCCAUGUCCAUACUGGUGUAUCGGUGACUCAACCAUAGAUCACUGUCAUGCUAAUGACAAAGAGAAGAUAUGGAAGAAUCAACGAGAAUACUUCAGGACCGGAGAUAUGCCUACCAAACCAUCUUCAAUACCAGCUAUGCCCGAUCCAGCUUCUCCGACAGAGACCCGCCAGUUUUCUCAAAGUAUCAUACGGUUGAACACUCUGCCGCGGAACCAGGCUGGGAUCAGGCCUUGCUCAUCAUCAAGAGCCAGGUCUAGAAUCAAGAUCUCACUCAAUCACAAUCAUGGGUUGCAGAAUCGACCGGCGCAGUCACUGAGCAGUGUUCGCAACAACGUCAUCCAAAAGGAUAGAAGUUCUCAAACGCUGAACCUAAGGUCCCGAGUGGCUUCGUCAAAUGGUAACAACACCAAGGUCGGUCUUUAUACCAAUGCCCACCGUAGCUCGACACCGCCAAUAAACCCGAAAAUGUACACUCAGCUCAAUGUUACUGAUUCUUGCGCAGCGGUGACAGGGUCUCAGAGCAAUGUGUACACCAGACAUUCCGGCCAGAACGAAAGUGUCAGUGGAAACUGCGAGUUCGCUGUGCCUGAAACUCCUCUUACAUCUGCAGAUUCGCAAGCGCAUAUGGUUCAACAACAACCGGGAACUAAUGAAAACGUCUUGCAGACUAAACUGUCGGAAUUUGAGAGCUGGCUCAUGGACAGCUCUAACCAAACCGGCUCGGUUAGCCCAUUGCCUGAACCGCUAAGUGAAGACAAUGCUAGUCCGUUGACAUUUGAUUUCGAAACCUUCUUGAAUGAUUGA